GUGCGCAUAAACAUGCUUACGAAGUUUAUUCUUAGCGCAGGGGAAAUCCCAAAAUGGUGCGAGAAACGAAAACACUAGGCCAGGGAGAUGUCGGUGUACCAGAGCCAAGACAUUUACCAACUGUCAGAAACAUCGUUGUUUACGAUUCUUCACGACAAGUGGAAAACUGGGAGCUAAUGUGGGUCGCCCAGCAGGUGUGCGAUGCCGACGACUUGCAUCACUGGCUGUUGACAUUCACUGAUUUCAUUCCACGGAAGGAUUACCAAGAGAUAGAGAAAGAAUAUAAGGACACGGUAGAGAAAACAUAUCGUCUGAUGCUGCGAUGGAAAAGGGAGGAAACCAACGGACUCUUACAACUGAAGAACCUGGCCGAAAAACUACGCUCAAUACGGCACCCAGAAAUAGCCGAACAGUUAGAGCCGUAGAUCGGCCAAAUUUACUGAAAGAGUAAGCAAUGGAACAAGUACCGGUACCUUUGUCAAUUAAAGUGGCACUGUCAUCAAUGAAGUCACCAAAAAAGAUUACUGUUGUCAACAGUGUUGACAAUAAAAUUAUUGUGAAGUUCACACUGAACUGAUAAUUCGCAGAUCAACUUAUUUUUUUUUUUUUUUUGUAUAUGUGUUAUAGACAACUUUGAAAGAGUAACCUUUGCUUGUUUUAAAUUGUAUAAAACUGGGGAACUUAUGCCAGAGCCAUACAUCAAGAAAAAGGCAUGAUGAGCUCACCAUUGCUUCAUUUAAAAAUGCUCUGCAUGUGUGUGUGAACACGUUAUCAUUACUGUAUAUAAUCAACAACACGGCAACAUAACAAACUUCAUGCUGCAGAGCAAUGUUGAUUACUUAUAUACAUCAACCUUGAUCACUGAAAAUAAUCAACUUCAUAUGUCUAGAAUUUUAUUUAACUUUCAUUGAAUUUUACGAGCUAUAAAUGCAACUUGUGGUCGUAAUUUAUAGGCUUAAGGUACAGUAGAUCCUUUUAUUACAUAUUUAGUAACAAAUACAGGUUUUUGGCAUAUGUGAAAUAGAUGACAUCACAAAACUUGUAUCAGCCUCCGGGGCUGAUACAGGUUAUCAGCCCUGUAGAGCUGAUCCGGAUCCGUAUCACACCCCUUGCGGAACUCCUCUGCCUUUUUUUCGUUUCGGCAUUUGUGCAUGUCAACAGACAAAAAUAACACAUUUGUUUCAGUUGACAUUUUUUAGUGCAGUUGAAAACUUCAAAUGCUAGCAAAUGUUUGGAGCAGUUAACUUUUAAAACCUGAGGAAAUUCCGGUUCGGUAGCUACAUGAUUGUUAAAACAGAAACAUAAAUAAUUAUUUAUUUGUUUAUGUCUCUGGUUAAAACAAUUAAAUCUCAUAUGAAAGUAGCAUAUACAUUUUACCUUCAACUGAUAUUUACCAGUAAAAUCAAUUUGUUCAAGUUACCAGGUAAUGUUUUUUUUAAUUUUUAAUAAUACGAAGUAUGUAAUAAAUAUAAUAAUAGAUACCCUUUUCCCAUAUCACAUCCUGUAUCAGCCCUCGACCAAUAUUAUCCAUUGGGCCUUUUGCCUUCGGGCUGAUAUUGGAGUCUCUGGCUGUAAUAUGGAAAAGGGUAUGUAUUAUUCUAUCUGUAAUGGUACAUACCCCUGUUAUAUACCGGUAUCAAGAUAAAGAGCUGUUAUCUCCCUUUGACCAGAUUUCUGGUAUACAUUAAGCAUGUUAAACUCUGACCAUGAAUCCAUUCAAAUUACAGGUAUAAACAUACUGAAUGUAUUUCCUCUUUCAAUUAAAGAGGCAUGGACACAAUUUUGGUCAAAAUUAUUUUUUUGAUUUUUUCAGUAAUGCAUUUUUAACAUGUUUAAUACUUAAUAGGCAACCAAAAUUUGAGUGUCAUUUGUUGAAUUAUAAGCGAGUUACAGAGCUUACAAUUCUUUGCUAUGUAAACAAAACUUUUAUUUACAUUUUAAAUGUUGAAGUAAAAAUUCCAGUUUUAGACCUAAAGCAAACGACGUAUUAAACGUUAAAACUGUUUAAUUAUGCUUAAAAUGAAUAUGAAGAUAGACAAAUUAGCUUGAAAAGGAAUUUUAUUUUACGGGUAUAUUGAACCUAUGUAAACAAAAACAGGGCACGAGCCUUGUUUACUUGACAAGAGAAUUGUGAGCCCUGUAUCUUGCUUGUACAUGUAUCUUCACAAGUGACGUUCAAAUUUCAUUUGAUCAUUAGAAAUGCAUUCCUAAAGCAUUGUAAACAAUAAAAACAGAAAUUAGUAAAAAAGAAAAUCAACCAGUUUUUUUUUGUUUUAUAAAUAAAGAUGUGUACGUAUUUCUCUCAAUAAUUUAAUAAUGUAAAAAAAAUCAUGCUACGACAUUUCAUGCUGACUUAUUGAACAUCGAUUAAACCUGAAUGCAUGGUGAAAUCUAAAUAUUAAACGAGACAUUCAACCUGUCAAAUUUAGAUAUUAACGAGAACUAUUUUUCUUAGAUAUUUUAACCAUACAAUGUCGAUAAAAAGUCACAGGUCUUAUAAAGUUCAAGAUAAUUUU
Magallana angulata is the source of this 2516-nucleotide messenger RNA. RefSeq lists its product as uncharacterized. Gene Ontology annotation, biological process: signal transduction. Lineage: Eukaryota; Metazoa; Mollusca; Bivalvia; Ostreida; Ostreidae. The record is from RefSeq and is a predicted model, not a curated record. The coding region runs from base 54 to 425 and encodes 123 amino acids. The transcript has 3 exons. Gene Ontology annotation, molecular function: protein binding.